Molecule: messenger RNA, 378 nt
Organism: Tuber aestivum (summer truffle)
Lineage: Eukaryota; Fungi; Ascomycota; Pezizomycetes; Pezizales; Tuberaceae
Source: the annotation of a GenBank genome assembly
AUCCUUGGACCUGACCACCCAGACACCCUCUUAAGUGUCUGCAUCCUGGCUCUCGUGCUACAAUCCCAAGGAAAGUACGAUGAAUCAGAGGUGAUGAAUCGGCGUGCACUGGAGGGGCGCGAGACGGUUCUUGGGCCAAACCACCCAAGCACCUUGACAAGUGUCGACAACCUAGCUAUUGUGCUAGAAUCCCAAGGAAAGUACGAUGAAUCAGAGUGGAUGAAUCGGCGCGCACUCGAGGAUUCGGAGAACAUUCUUGGAAUUGACCAUCCAGACACCCUAAUAAGUGUUAGCAACCUGGCUCGUGUGCUUCGAAUCCAAGGAAAGUACACCGGAUCACAGACUAUGUACCGGCAUGCACUUCAGGGGUGCAGCAAG